This is a messenger RNA of Lotus japonicus, 1283 nucleotides long. RefSeq names its product protein SOB FIVE-LIKE 5-like. The transcript has 4 exons. The coding region runs from base 269 to 808 and encodes 179 amino acids. The record is from RefSeq and is a predicted model, not a curated record. Gene Ontology annotation, biological process: cytokinin biosynthetic process. Lineage: Eukaryota; Viridiplantae; Streptophyta; Magnoliopsida; Fabales; Fabaceae.
GUUUAGAAUUCUAGUGUGUGUGAUUCAUUCGUUUCUCAUCUCUCUCUCCUUCUUUUUGUUUCUCAAUGAAUUAUUAUUAAUUUUCUCCAACCUCCACUGCUUCUCUUUCUCCUCUUCUACUUAUACUAAGAAGAACAACACAUUGAAAAUCACCAAACUCUACCUCUAGGCCCUUCACCACUCUUUAACUUGAUCAGUACCACACCAAAAUAUAUAUCAAGACUCAAGAGUUUCUCAUUCUUAGUUGAAGAAAGAAAGGGUUGAAUCAAUGGAUAUGUCAAGUUCACAAUACAACAGUGCAAGUGAAUCUGGUUGGACCCAUUACUUUGACCAACCCUCUCUUUCUGAGAAACAUUUCCAGAGGAGUGGGAUAGUAGAAUACAAAGGAAUGGAGGAGGAGGAAGAGGAGGAAGAUUUGUCCAUGGUGUCUGAUGCUUCUUCUGGACCUCCACACUAUCAUGAAGAGGAUGAUCAAAUUCAAUCCUAUGGUCUAAAUUGGUACCCUUCUUCUUCCUUGUACACCAAAGAAUCUGUAAAGAAGCAGAAGGUGAAAGAAUAUGGUAGAAUUCAGCAGCCUUCACCUCUUGAAUUUGAUGAUACUGCAAGUUCCCCUGUUCUUAACUGUCACAAGGCUAAUCAAGCCAGCUUCUCAGGGAAUGGAGCAGUGGAGGAUGCAUUGGAUUUUUCUCCUUGUUUCUCUGCAACAAGAACAAAGAGAAAGCCAAAAUUCCAGAAGCACUUCAGUUUCUUUGGUGGGAAACAAGCUUCAGAGGGACCAGGUGGUUUUGAUGAAGAUGAAAGGAAAUGAAAAUUUUAGCUGUGGCUUUCUGUGCUGCUGAAAGAUAAGCUUUGGGAUGUCAAAGGAGGAGAAGCUGAUCAAUUCAAUGACAAAGGAAACUCCUUCACUUUUUUCCUGAAGAGAAGGGAAAAAUAAAAAAAGGAAGAGAAAAAUAAAAAAAAGCACUUUUGAUGUAAUUCUGCAUUUUUUUAAAUAAGCUACUGUACCUUGCCAAUGCAGUUUGGAACAGCCUAAGAAUAUAAGAACCUGAACAAGGUUUCUAAUUCUAUUUUCUUUUGUCAUCAGUGGCAGGUAUUUUUUGAUACACUUCAAAGUCCAUAGGUUUCCAGCUUGUUUGGAUGUGCAUCUGGGCACACUCCAAAGCACGUUAAUUGAAAAACACUCACUUUGUGGGUUUGGAUAACAGUUGAAUGCAACUUAAGCAAACUUUUCUCACAAUUCAUUAGAAGAGUUUUCACUUUUUUUAUCUUGAAGUAACACUGUU